AUGAGAGAAAAUGUUAGUGUGUUGAGCAAGGAACUGAAAAAGCUGCUAUGCUUCCUCUGGAGACAUGAUUGUGUUGGAACUAGCAUCAUUGUCAAGACAAGACAAGAGAUCUCUGAUCUUCUGGAGUGCAGUGUGUCUUCGACUCAGAUCAUUCAAGGUGGUCUGAUUGGCAAGCUUUUGGUUGAUGUCUUACUGGAAAAUCCAGCCAGCACAAGUCAAUAUCCCUUGGGGUGUGUCUAUGCUGCAGCUAGAUGCUUCCUCAUUUCCAAGGGCAAGCUUGUGUUGAGAUCAGCUGAUACAUCUGCUUCCCAAGUUGCCACCAUAAUGCACUUGUUCAGACUGGCUUUCUGUUCUGUUGUGGGGGCUAUGAGCCAUCCUCUUGGUUACAUGGAGGGAGCUAAGGUACUGGUGAAAACAGUUAUGGAGAGGCCCACCAUGAACACCUUUGGACCCAUGAUCAGGCAGCUCAGAGAGAUUCAGAUGCAGAAACCCAAGAUUGUUGACAGGCAUUUCUCCAGAAAUGGAGAGAUUGUGGUUCAAGGGCUCAUCUUUAAGCCAGAAGUUUGGAAGACUCUCAUUCCAAGGGUUGUUGGUGCUGCCAGACUUGUUCUAAGUCAGAUCUUUGAUGGAAAGGAUUGGGAAGUCUUUUUGACCACAACUCUGCCUUUGAUCAAUGUCAGAAUAUCAUGUGGAUCUGAUGAUAGUGUGCACUUUCAAGUUCAACAAGCUAGUGGAGAUGUGUUCAGUGAAUCUUUGAAGUUGUCCCCUCAGAUCAAUGAAAUUGACCAAGAUCAUCUGUCAUCAAUUGUUGAGUUCUGUUUACAUGGUCUGGGUCUUGGCAGUAUGAGGCAUUCAGAAACUUUAGGCCUCCAAGAUUUUCAAGUUCUCUGGGGGGAUGGUGCUUUGUACUUCUAUGCCAAAUCUACAAAAGAGCCUAAUGAUCUUCAAGUUAGACAUUUCUUUGCAAGUCUGACCAACUAUUUGUUCCCUAUGCAAGAUGAUGGGAAGGCCACCACUUCUGACAUGGUUGCCAUGCAGAGUCACCAUGCUCCUUCUACUCAUGCCAGUACCUACUUUACUCAUAGAAAGGCUCAUCUUGAGGACUACUAUGAUGCCUACCACUUUCAUCUUGGAGACAAGGAUACUCAGUGGACCUAUGAUAUUCCCCUGGAUGUUUUGCCUGAGCAAACCAUUGUUGCUGCUCUCAAAAUCUUGUAUGGUGGAGAAGCAAAUUGGCUGUCAGAGACUCAGAGGAGUAUGGUUCUGACAUGGUCCACAUUAUCCAAGAAUGUGGUAGCCUAA
Molecule: messenger RNA, 1302 nt
Organism: Phaeodactylum tricornutum CCAP 1055/1
Lineage: Eukaryota; Bacillariophyta; Bacillariophyceae; Surirellales; Neidiaceae
Exons: 2
Coding region: 1-1302 (433 amino acids)
Source: RefSeq, a predicted model, not a curated record